Paraglomus occultum is the source of this 473-nucleotide messenger RNA. NCBI's taxonomy places the organism in Eukaryota, Fungi, Glomeromycota, Glomeromycetes, Paraglomerales, Paraglomeraceae. The record is from the annotation of a GenBank genome assembly.
GGUGCAGAUAAGCAACUAGCAAAAAAAUGGGAGAAGGAGCAUGCGGCCAGAGUGAGUACACCCUCAGUUCACUUGCAUAAACCAACGAAUGUGACAAUGUUUUCGGGGAACCCCCUAAUUGAAACUGCCAUCAGUGGUGGAAAUGUUGAUAUGUUGAAAGCCCAAGGUGACAAAAAGACAGCAAAACUCAACCCCACCAAGCGCAAACGAGAUGACCUGGAUGAGGAUGAGGAAGGGAUGCCAACUGAAGAGGAUGCUUUUAAGGAAGAUUUUCACAGGGAACUUGAGGAGAAAGAGAUGGAGUUAGACUUACACGAGCCGCGCAUUAAUAGUAACCGAAUCAACAAUAUCUCUGGGAGUGUUGACUGGGAUGGGGUUUUGAAGCGGUGGGUCUAUCACUGCAUUGAACUCUCCUGCAGUCCUCUUUAUUACUACCUCAUAGAUCACUCGGGUUUUCAUGGUCCCACGUCAAA